This is a messenger RNA of Kuraishia capsulata CBS 1993, 996 nucleotides long. RefSeq lists its product as uncharacterized. Gene Ontology annotation, biological process: positive regulation of Ras protein signal transduction; protein phosphorylation. The transcript has a single exon. Gene Ontology annotation, molecular function: protein serine/threonine kinase activity. Lineage: Eukaryota; Fungi; Ascomycota; Pichiomycetes; Pichiales; Pichiaceae. The record is from RefSeq and is a predicted model, not a curated record. Bases 1 to 996 code for a protein of 331 amino acids.
AUGGUCAGUCUUAAUCUCACAGGAUCAAAUGGGUCGCGAAUGAACCACAAAAGCCUGGUGCGGUCACAGGUUAAGCACAGCACCAUCAAGAGACUGGGUCAACUCGGUAUCAAAGCCAAGCGGCCCAUUCUUCCAUCGGAAGCUGAAUAUCUGAAAGAGUUGUCGAAAUCUGGAAAGCUACGAAAGGAGCUGAUCGAUCAGCAGGAGCCCCUGGAGAAGAUAAAUUACAAUGUCAAGUUAUUCGAUCUUCCUCUGUUCGAUACUGGCAGAGACGAGGAGACGAUCUUAGUUGCGAUUCGCAGUAUUCUUCUGUCGCAAUACGAGACCGACUUUCCCGUCGGAAAAGGUGGAAUCUCCAACAAAACAAAGGAGAAGAUUGAGGUCAAAAGAGCCGCUUAUCCGAGGAUAGUGGUGUUGUACCAGCUGUAUUCGGUGUUUAUCAAUAACCACACUUUCGUGGAUCAACAGGUGGAGAAGCUGGUGCGACAUGGAAGGCUAAAGAGAGUCACAAUAAAGAUCAACGGAGUGGAUAACCAGGUAUUGAUCGAAUCUGACAGUUACUUCGGUCUUCUGGACAAGAUCGGGGCCUCUGAAGAGGCUAACUUCAGAAGGUUUCUGGAAGAAAAUAAAGGCCUCUCGGUAGUCUCUCAAAUGGAUGCGAAACGCUAUAAUCUAGAUACGAUGAAGUUGAUUGGUUUUGGGCUUCUCACCUUUAUUAACGAGGAUUAUUACUUAAACGUGCCGAACUCGGGUUCUUUCUUGAAGCUGGUGCAUGAGUCAAUCAAGUUCAUCGAUAAACAGCUAUCCAAGAUGAAAUACAAAGAGGAGCUUCAGAGCUCGCUGGAGACGAAGUGGAAGAACAAGAACCAGAAUUGGAUAAAGUUUGGAGGCUUGAGUCUGGAUUUUGUGCUGAGUUAUUGUCUUGGUUACGGGUUACUGGAGGUUUUUAAUACGCCAAUGGGGCCUGGUUGGAAGAAGACUGGUAAGAAGUUUUAG